Molecule: messenger RNA, 3500 nt
Organism: Pyrus x bretschneideri (Chinese white pear)
Lineage: Eukaryota; Viridiplantae; Streptophyta; Magnoliopsida; Rosales; Rosaceae
Product: chaperone protein ClpB4, mitochondrial
Exons: 10
Coding region: 192-3143 (983 amino acids)
Biological process (GO): protein refolding; cellular response to heat
Cellular component (GO): cytoplasm
Molecular function (GO): ATP binding; ATP hydrolysis activity
Source: RefSeq, a predicted model, not a curated record
CAGUAUUUGCCCCUUCUGGAAACACCCCCAAUGCUCCUUCCUUGUUCCUUCUACAACCUUCGAUUGCCUCUUCCUCAAGUUUCUUCUCUCUCUCUCUCUCUCUCUCUCUCACUGAAUCCGAAUAUAUUACAGCAAAACCCUAAUCAAUCUCAAUUCUCUGUUGUGCUUGUUUGCCUUCAUUUUAUGGUCAAAUGGCGAGCAGGAGAGCCACCACAACGCUCACCAAGUCGGCCCUGGCCUUGGCGUACCUGAACGCCUCCACCAGAAACUCCCUCUCUCAUCAGUGUCGCGCAAUCGCCGUCGCCGCCUCCGCCCGCGCCUUCGGCAGCUCCGCCGCUCCCUUCUCUCGCCCCGGCAUCGUUUCGGAUAGGGGAAAUGUCGCUUCGGCCAAGUAUUUGGCAAUCGCCUUCACUCGCAGCUUCCACUCUACGACUCCCAAUUUCUACUCCGCCACGAGCUCCUCCCAGGUCAGUCAGAAUGAGUUCACUGAGAUGGCGUGGGAGGGCAUUGUGGGUGCCGUUGAAGCUGCCCGAAAUAGCAAGCAGCAGGUGGUGGAAACUGAGCACUUGAUGAAAUCGCUUUUGGAGCAGAAGGAUGGUUUGGCCCGGAGAAUUUUUACCAAGGCGGGCCUGGACAACACUACGGUUCUUCAAGCAACUGACGAGUUCAUUGAUAAGCAGCCCAAGGUGACGGGUGGCACCAGUGGCCCUAUUAUGGGUUCGCAUCUGGUUGGCUUGUUGGACAAUGCCCGGCGGCAGAAGAAAGAUAUGAAAGAUGAUUUUGUGUCGGUGGAGCACCUUAUGUUGGCGUUUCAGGCCGAUACGCGGUUUGGGCAGCAAUUGUUCAGAAACCUCCAGCUUAGUGAUAAGGAUUUGAAGGAGGCUGUUAAAGAUGUUCGUGGAAGUCAAAGAGUCACUGAUCAAAAUCCUGAAGGAAAGUAUGAGGCCUUGGAUAAGUACGGGAAUGACUUGACUGAACUUGCUAGGCGGGGCAAACUUGAUCCUGUUAUUGGCCGAGAUGAUGAAAUACGGCGGUGUAUCCAGAUAUUGUCUAGGAGAACGAAGAAUAAUCCUGUUAUUAUCGGUGAGCCCGGUGUAGGAAAAACUGCAAUUGCUGAAGGAUUAGCUCAGCGGAUUGUACGUGGGGAUGUUCCAGAACCGCUAUUGAAUAGAAAGUUGAUUUCCUUAGAUAUGGGAUCAUUGGUUGCUGGUGCCAAGUUUCGUGGGGAUUUUGAGGAAAGGUUGAAAGCUGUUCUGAAGGAAGUUACUGCUUCUAAUGGACAGAUUAUACUAUUUAUUGAUGAGAUUCAUACUGUUGUAGGAGCAGGGGCUACAAGUGGUGCGAUGGAUGCUGGAAACUUGUUGAAACCAAUGCUUGGGCGAGGUGAACUUCGGUGUAUAGGAGCAACCACAUUAAAUGAGUACAGAAAAUACAUUGAGAAGGAUGCUGCACUUGAGCGUAGAUUUCAACAAGUAUUUUGUGGCCAGCCAUCUGUGGAAGACACAAUAUCCAUUCUUCGUGGCUUGCGUGAGCGCUAUGAACUGCAUCAUGGUGUGAAAAUAUCAGAUAGUGCUCUUGUUUCUGCAGCAGUUCUCUCAGACAGAUACAUUACAGAACGUUUUUUGCCUGACAAAGCCAUUGAUCUCGUUGAUGAAGCUGCUGCAAAGCUGAAGAUGGAGAUCACUUCUAAGCCAACCGAGUUGGAUGAGGUAGACCGAGCUGUGUUGAAGUUGGAGAUGGAGAAGCUAUCAGUGCAAAAUGACACUGAUAAAUCAUCGAAAGAAAGGUUAAGCAAGUUGGAAAGUGACCUGGCAGUGCUGAAACAGAAACAGAAAGAGCUCAAUGAACAAUGGGAUCGUGAGAAGGCUCUCAUGACUCGCAUACGAUCAAUUAAAGAAGAAAUUGAUAGAGUAAACCAAGAGAUGGAAGCUGCUGAACGUGACUACGACCUAAAUCGUGCUGCUGAGCUCAAAUAUGGAACUCUAAUGUCCCUACAACGCCAGUUAGAAGAGGCUGAGAACAACCUUGCCGAGUAUCGGAAGUCUGGAAACUCUAUGCUUCGUGAAGAGGUCACAGAUAUUGAUAUUGCUGAAAUUGUAAGCAAAUGGACUGGUAUACCCCUGUCAAACCUUCAACAAUCUGAAAGAGACAAGCUGGUUAAGCUGGAACAGGUUCUUCACAAUAGGGUGAUUGGUCAGAAUAUAGCUGUGAAAUCUGUAGCUGAUGCAAUUCGACGUUCAAGGGCAGGUCUCUCUGACCCAAAUCGACCAAUAGCAAGUUUUAUGUUUAUGGGUCCUACUGGUGUGGGAAAAACCGAGCUUGCAAAGGCCUUGGCUGGCUAUCUCUUCAACACAGAAAAUGCUCUUGUCAGAAUUGAUAUGAGUGAGUACAUGGAAAAACAUGCAGUUUCACGCUUGGUUGGGGCACCACCUGGUUACGUUGGUUUCGAAGAAGGUGGGCAGCUAACAGAAGUGGUUCGUCGAAGACCUUAUUGUGUAGUGCUAUUCGAUGAAAUUGAGAAAGCGCAUCACGAUGUCUUCAACAUUUUGUUACAACUGUUGGAUGAUGGGAGGAUAACCGACUCUCAAGGGCGAACUGUGAGCUUCACCAAUUGCGUUGUGAUAAUGACCUCAAACCUGGGCUCCCACUACAUACUCGAAACUCUUCGUAGCACGCAUGACAGCAAGGAGGCAGUUUAUGAAGUGAUGAAGAAACAGGUCGUCGAGUUGGCAAGACAAACUUUCCGCCCUGAAUUCAUGAACCGAAUCGAUGAGUAUAUUGUGUUCCAGCCUUUGGAUUCGAAGGAGAUCGCUAAAAUUGUUGAGAUACAGAUGAACCGACUGAAAGACAGGCUGAAGCAGAGGAAAAUUGAUCUUCAUUACACAAAGGAAGCCGUGGAGCUUCUCGGGACAUUAGGCUUUGAUCCGAACUAUGGCGCAAGGCCGGUGAAGCGGGUGAUACAACAGUUGGUUGAGAAUGAAAUUGCAAUGGGAGUCCUGAGAGGAGAUUUCAACGAGGAAGACACGCUUAUUGUCGAUGCUGAGGCGUCCCCGUCGGCCAAAGACCUUCCUCCUCAGAAGAGGUUGCGGAUCAAGAAAUUGGAAAGCAGUUCAGCUGCAGAUGCCAUGGUUGUGAACGACUGAUCGAUCGUUUUCGGUUCUUUGAAUUGUAAAUAAGUUGAAGAGAAAGGGGUUUGUCUUAAUUUUAAGGUGUUAUAGAAUGGAACAAAGUUAUCAGAGUUUAUCGAAUGGAAAUUACCGGACAACAGAAGAAUUAUGUCGAACAAACAGAUGCGGGGUCGCAGGCAGAGGCACUUCACAUGGCAAUUUCUUCACUGUAGCCGGCAGCGUAUGUCAGGUUGCUUCACCAUACGUCAUAUUUGUUUCAUAUGCGCAACAUGGUUCGACUGACGACAACAAGCGCAUAUAGUCUGGUUGACAACAACAAACUCACUAAAUGUUUGACAAAAUGUUUUAGUGAAUAAAUUGAAAUUUUUUGCA